This is a messenger RNA of Linum trigynum, 1510 nucleotides long. The record is from the annotation of a GenBank genome assembly. NCBI's taxonomy places the organism in Eukaryota, Viridiplantae, Streptophyta, Magnoliopsida, Malpighiales, Linaceae.
AUUCCUUCCAACUUUCAUCAACCAAAAAACUUCAACUCUCUCCAAGUACAAUAACCCCUCAACAUUCAUCAACAAUCAAUAGUCAACUGAUCAUCAUCACAACCGCCGGCAAAAGAUCGAAGUGAUGGACUCUGAGUCAGAGAUCGACGUGCCUCCAUUCUUCCUCUGCCCGAUCUCCCUCCAGAUAAUGAAGGAUCCGGUCACCCUCCCCACCGGUAUCACAUACGACCGCGACUCCAUCGAGCGGUGGCUCUUCUCCUCCUCCGCCGCCGCCAACGGCAACAACAAUAAGACGUGCCCCGUCACCAAGCAGCCCAUCCCGCCGGACGCCGACCUAACCCCCAACAUCAUCCUCCGCCGCCUCAUCCAGUCCUGGUGCACCCUUAACGCCUCCCACGGCUUCCACCGCAUCCCCACUCCCAAACCACCCGCCAGCCGGGCACAGAUCUCCAAGCUCAUCCGCUCCGCCACGUCAUCAUCCUCACAUCACAGUCAGAUCAAGUGCCUCAGGCAGCUCAAGUCCUUAGCAAAGGAAAGCGAGGCCAACAAGCGCUCCAUCGAGUCGGCCGGAGCCGUCGACUUCCUCAUCUCGGUCGUGGUGAAUUUCAACCACGACUCGGAGCUGGACUGCAUCGAGCAGUUCGGCUCCAGCCCUUGCGACGAGGCUCUGAGCCUCCUCCAUGGGCUCCGGAUCCCGGAGCCCGCGCUGAAGGACCUGGUAUCCAAAUCCACGCUCCACGUCGCGGACCCGCUCCGGAUCAUCGGGAUCCGAACCGGAUUUUUUGGCGAGGUGGUCCAGCUGGUGAGGGACCAAAUAUCGAAGCAGGCGUCCAAGGCCGCAUUGGGAUUGCUGAUCGAGAUGUGCCCCUGGGGGAGGAACCGCGUCAAGGCGGUGGAAUCCGGCGCCGUUUCGGUCCUCGUCGACCUGCUCCUCGACUCGUCGGAGCGGCGGGCCUGUGAGAUGGCGCUGGCCGCGCUGGACGUGCUGUGCCAGUGCGCGGAAGGGAGGGCGGAGUUUGUGAAGCAUGCCGCCGGAUUGGCGGUGGUGAGCAAGAAGAUACUGCGCGUCUCCGCGGUGGCGACGGAGAAAGCGGUGAGGAUUUUGCUUUCGGUCGGGAAGUCGUCGGCGACCGCCGCGGUGUUGCAGGAGAUGCUGCAGAUUGGGGUGGUGGCGAAGCUGUGCCUGGUGCUGCAAGUGGAGAGCAGCGGGAGGGCGAAAGACAAGGCGAGGGAGGUUUUGAGGCUGCACGCGCGCGUGUGGAAGAACUCGCCUUGUGUGCCGGCGACUUUGCUCUCUUCUUAUCCGGCUUCCUGAGGUUUACGUUGGUGAAAGAAAAAAAAAGUACUAGUACUGGUACAAAUUUAGAAAAGAUUGACAGUGAAUUAUAAUAGGAGUUACAGAUUCAUUUUUUCUGUUUUCUGGAUUGAUCAUAUAUAUAUAGCUCCGGAUGUACAGAUUUAUACACAAGGCAUAAAAUUGUGCCCUUCUUAAUGAACAAAUUUUUCUUCU